Molecule: messenger RNA, 2625 nt
Organism: Exophiala xenobiotica
Lineage: Eukaryota; Fungi; Ascomycota; Eurotiomycetes; Chaetothyriales; Herpotrichiellaceae
Exons: 1
Coding region: 1-2523 (840 amino acids)
Cellular component (GO): endomembrane system
Molecular function (GO): acyltransferase activity
Source: RefSeq, a predicted model, not a curated record
AUGGCGACGGCACAACCUGCACUCGAGCCAGCUGCAGGAUUCUCGCUCGAAUCGCGAGCAAAUCGCCCUGAUCGCGUGCCUCUCCAGAAAGGACAAUAUUCAAUUGCAUCGAGGGCCGUAGCGUUGUCAACAUAUUUUCUGUCCGGAGCUCUAGCCAUCAAUCUCUCACAAUUUCUGGGAGCUCCAUUGGCUCUGGUCAACGAAGACUGGUACAAUGCGUGGAUUGCUUUCACCAAGCAGUCCUUCGGGCUGCUGACCAUGACCUUGACUCAAACGUUUGCACCUACAAAAGUCAUCGUCUCUGGAGAUGCAUCUGUUCGGGGUCAACUGCUGAAAUCGGUAGAAGGCGAUCUCGUUCUUGACUUUCCAGAGCGUCUUGUCCUGAUUGCCAACCACCAAAUCUACACCGACUGGCUAUAUUUAUGGUGGAUAGCUUACUGCAAUGGCAUGCAUGGACGGCUAUACAUCAUUCUCAAAGAAUCCCUCAAAAAGAUACCCAUCCUGGGCUGGGGCAUGCAGUUCAACCAGUUCAUCUUCCUCAAACGCAACUGGGAACAAGAUCGACCGAACAUGGCCACCGCCCUACAAAAGCUCAACAAGCUCGCAGAUCCAAUGUGGCUUCUCCUCUUUCCUGAAGGCACGAAUCUAGCCCCGAGCACUCGAGCAAAGAGCGCUGCUUGGGCAAAGAAGAACAACAUUUCGGAUACCAGACAUGUCCUGUUACCACGCAGUACAGGUCUGCACUUCUGUCUCGAGCAGCUCAAAGAUUCUGUCGAUUAUGUCUACGAUUGUACGGUUGCUUAUGAGGGCGUUCCGAGAGGCCAAUACGCUCAAGAUAUAUUUACCCUCAAGUCAGGCUAUCUAGAAGGAAGACCACCGAAAUCCGUCAGCAUGCACUGGCGUCGCUUUUUGGUGAAAGACAUCCCACUCCAUAACGAGAAGGCCUUCGAACUUUGGCUUCUGGCUCGGUGGCGUGAAAAAGAUGUCCUCAUUGAGCAAUGGUACCAGACUGGCAGGUUCCCCGCGGACGUGGGCGUUACCAAGUACAAAUCAGGCAAGACUCUUCGUGGUUGUGGGCUUAUGGAAGUCCCCAUCAGAUCGAGUCACUGGUACGAAUUCCUGCAAAUCUUCGCACCAAUGGGUAUCCUCGCCAUGGUCUUGUACAUUUUCUACGGAGAUCUACCGCAACGAUUCUGGAGAAGUAUCAACAAACAAGCCUUGCAGGCUGGAACAGAAGACGUCAAGAAAGCCGGGGUACAAGCUGGAAAACAAGUGAAAUCCGCAUCUACGUCGCUCAGUGGUUUGACACUGGACUCCUUUUUCGACCCCGAGCAGCAAAAAGAGAGCUUCAAAGCUGGUGCCAUGGCUGUACAGAAGCUAAUCAAUUCGCCUUCCGCUCAGAUGCUGCUUAAUCGUGCCGACUUUAUUCAGCAAUUUCUAUCGGAUCCGCAGGGAAUGGUCACAGAGAGUAUCACGAACAAGCAGCAGAGUUUCAUGCAGCAACUGGCCGAAGAAGAGGCAAGAAGGCAGCGAGGGAGGAUCACCGAGGUGAAUAACAUCCCCAGCCUAGCUCCGAAUGGCGUCAAACGCAUCACAAACGGAGUAUCUGCUAAGAAUGGCACUGGCACUUUUUGGUCAAAACUCGACGCCGAGGAGAAGAGCCGGCAGGGAUCGGUGGUGUCGGGACCGAGAUCUACUGCCGGCAAGAAGCAGAAGGGGACAUUCUGGCACGACCUCGAGGCCGCCGAAAACAAAAGGACCGCUCCAAUCUCCAGAGGCAAAGGCAAAGGCAAUUUCUGGGAUGACUUGAAGACCGAGGAGAACAGUCGAUACGGCACGGUCGUCACUCUGUCCAGUGAUGCCUCGACAGCUGUUGCAUCCAUGGAUUCGACCUCGACGAAAGGUUCUGUGCCCAAACUUGGUCCGCGCAAAGCUCCAUCGGCCGCUGGACUGGGACAGGCACGACAGGGAACUAAGAUAUCGUCGGCUAGUCCUGUGCCUGUGCCCAAGACUGCUCCAACAAAGACACCGGCGGCAAAAGGUUCACGUAUGACUGGAGCUGCAACGACAGUGAAGAAGCCAAACGCAUCAAUGCCCACGCCCGCGCCCGCCACCAAGUCCGCUCCGAAGCCAGUGUCAACGCAGGCCAAAGCCACUAGCAACCAUCGAACCACACAGACACCUUCAAGACCGGCCCCUACAGGCGCAUCGAAGCCCACCGGUGCAUCGAAAUUGUCGACCAACAACCUCACGGCCACUCCAAAGCCUUCCAACACCAUUUCCACCACGUCGACAGCAAAGAAACCCCCUCAGAAGACCAGCACAAGCGCCGCCGCAACGAAAAUCCCUCCAGUCAAGAAAGUCCCGAACCAACCUUCCGCACGCUCAAAUGCUGCCGCCGUGCCCAAGAAGCCGAACUCGACGUCAACCGCUGUAUCGAAGCCACCGAACUUGUCCAACGCCAAUUCAAUUACACCGAAGAAGACAUCGACAGGGCGAGCAAAAUUGAAAAGCAAAACUUGACGACAAUGUACGAUAGACAGGCGAGCCUUGAUGUCCCAUCUCCUUUGCGUUUAAAGUUAAAUGUACAAUACUUAUACGAUAGCCUCGAUGAUGAAUGAAAAU